AAAAAGUUUUUCGCGAAGCUAGAAAGGCCGAGUAGUUCCGAUUGACGAUUGCCGUGGACGUGAUGAGAUGAGGAAGCUAAAAUAUCUUUUUUGGAAUCCACAGAACUUUGUGACAAACACAGGGAACUGGCUUUUAUGACAAACAAUAUACAUUUAUCAACGACGAUUCAAACAGGUUGGUAGAAUGGAUAGUGAGAAAAAAUACUCAUUUUUCUGUGAUAAGGACUGAUGUAUGUGACACAACAAUGAAACUACACAUGAUUUAGAUAAAUAUUAUGAUAAUUAAUUAUCACCAAAAUGCUGCAGUACCUGUUAUAUUUACCAAACUCGCCCGUUUUCAUUAUUUCAUAUAAUUUGUAAGAGUUGUAGAACUUUGUUUACGUGGCGUCAUCGUAUGAACGGGAAUGUUUACAGAUCUGAUGCUGCUAUUUAUUUGCUUAGGAAAUGUUACCUUAUACUGAAAAACAAAACUUGAGACUUUUGUGGAUGCCCAGUUUCAGGUGGACAACUAUAUCCUAUGGAGAAGGGAUCGAAAUGCACAUGAAGGGGAAUAGUGGCAUAUCUAAGAUCUGAUCUACCAGGUGACAGGAAGAGCUUAGAAGAUUAUGGCAAGCUCCAUUUAUGCAUCGACACCGGAGACUACGAACGCUAACAGAGCUUGCCGUGCUGUACUCGGGCCCUGUACAGAUGGGCUGCGUGACAUACUGCGUCACUAUGUCCCGCCUCUAACAUUUCCUCGCGUUAUCAAACUAAAGAUUCUCAAUCUUCCUCGACUGACUAUAGAUCAGCGUGACCUAAUAUUACCUCGGCAUGGAAGUUAUACUGGGAACUAUGGUGAUAUAGACAUAUCCUUAUUGUAUAUCUUAUUGAGGAAUAUAUCUGGCAUAACUCCUCACUCCAAGGGCUGGGGCAAUGAUCCUGACCCCCGUGACCUGAGUCUCUCGGCUAAUGUUGAGAGAAUUCGAUUCGUCCGGAAUCGUUGUGUUCACAGUUCUGUCCCAUUCAUGUCCAACUCGGACUUUAACUCUAUCUGGUCCACCAUUAGAUCGACAAUGGUAGAGCUGGAUACCUUCCUUAUGAAUGGAAACAAAUUUGAAAAGGCGGUGGAUUUCCUACGUCAUGAGUCAAUGGACCCUGAACAUGACUUACAAUACGAAAAAAAACUGAGGAAGCAGGUGGAGGAAGAUACAAAGACUAGGGAAAUGGUGGUCAACCUUGAGAGUAGGAUAAAAGAAACGUCCGAGGAAACCAGGAGAUUGGAUGGGCGGAUUGAAGACACAUCAGAGAGAGUGGAGAAGUUAGAUGGGCGGAUUGAAGACACAUCAGAGAGAGUGGAGAAGUUAGAUGAUAAAGUGGAGAAACUAACAAAGUCCCCCAUUCCCCCAAAUGUGAGAGAGCAAUACAAUAAGAAAAUUCGGAAAUGGAGAGAGGAAGACAAGCUUUACUAUGAAACCCACAACUUUCCGUCAGUGAUGGAGAAGGUGAAAAACCAACGUUACGUAACGUUUGUUGGUGUGCCUGGGUCUGGGAAGUCUGCCACGGCUCACCACAUUUCCCUCAAGCUCCAGGACGAAGGUUACGAAGUUGUACCAACCAUAGACGUCAGGAAGAUGGAGGACUAUGGUGAUCCCAGUAAUCCGCAAGUUUUUGUUAUUGAUGAUGUGAUGGGUGUCUUUGGACUCCAGAAAACUAAAUUAGAUGUGUUGACUGAUUAUAAAGAGAAUAUAACAGAUUCUUGCAUGGUUAAGUCUAGAACUUUGAUGACAUGUAGAGAGGCUGUGUUCAAUGAGACGCUACCCUACAAACCCUUCCUUACCAAAGAAGAAACGGUGAUUAAGUUACACAGUUCUGAUAAUGCAUUAAAUGACAAAGACAAAAAACAAAUUCUCAAGAAAUAUGGUUUAAAUGUAAAUCUGAUUUCACCUGCAUUGCUGACAUCAACAUCUCGCAUGUUUCCUCUUCUCUGUAAAUUGUUUUCUAAGGAAACAAAAUUCCAAGCUCUUGGUUCAACGUUUUUCCUGAAUCCAGUCCAAUGUAUCAUUGAUGAACUUGAUGAUAUGCAAAGACAUAGCAAACUGAAUUAUGCGGUACUUGUUUUGUGUAUGCUGAAUGAAAACAGUCUCUCAAGAGACAUUUUAAAGGAUAAACAUUGUAUUGAUAAGAAAAUGAAUGUUUCGGAAAACUGCAGAUUAGAGCACUACACUGAUACUAAGUUUAUGGAUGCCUUGUCAGCAUUGGAGGGGACCUACACAAAACAGUGUGGUGUACAAUACACAUUUAUACAUGACUCCAUGUUUGAAAUCUGUGCUUAUCACUAUGGCAAACAGUUUCCUGACCAAAUGUUGCUGUAUAUGAGUAGUAGUUAUAUUGCUAAUUCUGUUAAACCGCAGACAAGUGAACCAGGUAUUGUUAACAAACUGAGAGAGAAACAGAGUGAUUCUCAAUCUAUUGAACGGUGUGAGGGUAGCAAUGAUAGUGAAGGAAAAGAGAAGGAGAGCGAUGAUAAAAACAGUCUGAGAGGGGAAUCGUUUGAUCUGUGUAUAAGGUUACCUGAGGAUCAGUACCCACUGUUAGCAGAGAGAUUGUACAGAGACAUACAGAACAUGGAGCUAUAUGAUGUUUUCAGGAAUCAGGUUUUAAAACACCCCCAGGUGUGUAAGGCUUUUAUUCGUGAGCUAGAAACAAAGUCAAACACAGAAUUAAAAUCUGUGUUUCUGUCCAGUCGGGGAGAGGUAGAUAAGAUAGUGAGUACACGAAAGCGUGUGGAGAAGGAGAGUGAGGAGAGGCUGGAGUUGGGGAGACAGACGGUGCUGGUGGGUCAGAGGGAGAAACGAGAUGAUGAGGGAGAAAGAUUAUGGUUGGAAUACACGUACAAUGUGAGAGUGAUCAGCUGGGUGAUUUACUAUGGACAUUAUCAGAUAAUAGAGUACAUAGUACAACAGACUGAACAACCCAAUGAAAUAAGUGAAUUGUUUUGGGUAACGGGAAAUUCUCCACAUCAAUCUAAAUCUGGGAUAGAUGCAUGUAAUAAACAGGAAAGUGAUAUCAAUAGGCUUGUAGAAGAGUGUAGAUUACUUUUAUUGAGUUGUUAUAGUGGUGAUGUACAGAUUGUCAGAUUUCUGCUUCCUGUCUGUAAGAAAGCAAUAAAUGGGAUAGGUCGGAUCAGAGAAGAUAAUUAUUGGUCUCAUUUACCUCUUACUGCUGCAUGUAAUGGAGGACAUGUAAGUAUAGUGAAGGAGCUGAUGAAGGCGGGGGCUGAUGUCAAUCUACAGGAUAGAUGGGGGAAUACACCACUGCUAGCUGCAUGUAAGGGAGGACAUGUGAGUGUAGUGAAGGAGCUGGUGAAGGCGGGGGCUGAUGUCAAUCUACAGGAUGAUAACAGGAAUACAUCACUGCUAGCUGCAUGUAAGGGAGGACAUGUGAGUGUAGUGGAGGAGCUGGUGAAGGCGGGGGCUGUCAAUUUACAGGAUAGAUGGGGGAAUACACCACUGUUAGCUGCAUGUAAGAGAGGACAUGUGAGUGUAGUGGAAGAGCUGGUGAAGGCGGGGGCUGAUGUCAAUCUAAAGGAUGAUGACGGGAAUACACCACUGCAUGCUGCAUGUAAGGGAGGACAUGUGAGUGUAGUGGAGGGACUGGUGAAGGCGGGGGCUGAUGUCAAUCUACAGGAUGAUGAUGGGAAUACACGACUGCUAGCUGCAUGUAAGAGAGGACAUGUGAGUGUAGUGAAGGAGCUGGUGAAAGUGGGGGCUGAUGUCAAUUUACAGGGUAGACUGAAGAUUACACCACUGCUAGCUGCAUGUAAGAGAGGACAUGUGAGUGUAGUGGAGGAGCUAGUGAAGGCGGGUGCUGAUGUCAAUCUACAGGAUGAGGACAAGAAUACACCACUGCUAGCUGCAUGUAAGAGAGGACAUGUGAGUGUAGUGGAGGAGCUGGUGAAGGCUGGGGUUGACGUCAAUAUACAGAUUACACAGGAGUAUCGUACACCACUGCUAGCUGCAUGUAAGAGAGGACAUGUGAGUGUAGUGAAGGAGCUGGUGAAGGCGGGGGCUGAUGUCAAUCUACAGAUUACCGGUAUAUGGGUGAAUACACCACUGAUAGCUGCAUGUAAUGGAGGACAUGUGAGUGUAGUGGAGGAGCUGGUGGAGGCGGGAGCUGAUGUCAAUCUACAUGAUAAUAUGGGGAAUACACCACUGAUACUUGCAUGUAUGAGAGGACAUGUGAGUGUAGUGAAAGAGCUGGUGAAGGCAGGGGCUGAUGACAAUUUACAGGGUGAUAUGGGGAAUACACCACUGCUAGCUGCAUGCAAGGGAGGAUAUGUGAGUGUAGUGAAGGAGCUGGUGAAGGCGGGGCUACAGGAUAAUAUGAGGAAUACACCACUGAUAACUGCAUGUAAUAGGGGACAUGUGAGUAUAGUGAAGGAGCUGGUGAAGGCGGGAACUGAUGUCAAUCUAAAGGAUGAUGACGGGAAUACACCACUGCUAGCUGCAUGUAAGGGAGGACAUGCGAGUGUAGUGGAAGAACUGAUGAAGGCGGGGGCUGAUGUCAAUCUACAGGAUAAUAUGAGGAAUACACCACUGCUAGCUGCAUGUAAUAGAGGACAUGUGAGUGUAGUGGAAGAGCUGAUGAAGGCGGGGGUUGAUGUUAAUCUACAGGAUAGACAAAGGUCUAAUACACCACUGAUAGCUGUAUAUGAGGGGAGACAUGUGAGUGUAGUGGAGGGCCUGGUGAGGGCGGGUGCUGAUGUCAAUGGACAGGAUGAUGACAAGAAAACACUACUGCUUGCUGCAUGUAAGGGAGGACAUGUGAGUGUAGUGGAGGGGUUGCUGAAGGCGGGGUCAGAUGUCAAUCUACAGGAUAAUAUGGGGAAUACACCACUGAUAGCUGCAUGUGAGAAAGGCCAUGUGAGUGUAGUGGAGGAGCUGGUGAAGGCGGGGGCUGAUGUUAAUUUACAGGAUAGAAAGGGGUAUAAUACACCACUGAUAGUUGCAUGUGAGGGGGGACAUGUGAGUGUAGUUAAGGAGCUGGUGAAGGCGGGGGCUGAUAUCAACCUACAGGAUAAUAUGGGGAAUACACCGCUGAUAGCUGCAUGUAAGGGAGGACAUGUGAGUGUAGUGGAGGGGCUGGUUAAGGCGAGGGCUGAUGUCAAUCUACAGGAUAAUAUGGGGAAUACACCACUGCUAGCUGCAUGUGAGGGAGGACAUAAGAGUGUAGUGGAGGAGCUGGUGAAGGCGGGGGCUGAUGUUAAUCUACAGGAUGGUGACGGGAAUACACCACUGCUAGCUGCAUGUAAGGGAGGACAUGUGAGUAUAGUGAAGGAGCUGGUGAAGGCGGGGGGUGAUGUCAAUGUACAGGUUGAUAUGAGGAAUACACCACUGCUAGCUGCAUGUGAAGGAGGACAUGUGAGUGUAGUGGAGGAGCUGGUGAAGGCGGGUGCUGAUGUCAAUCUACAGGAUGAUGACAGGAAUACACCACUCUUAGCUGCAUGUAAGGGAGGACAUGUGAGUAUAGUGGAGGGGCUGAUGAAGGCGGGGGCUGAUGCCAAUGUACAGGAUAAUAUGGGGAAAACACCACUGAUAACUGCAUGUAAUAAAGGACAUGCGAGUGUAGUGAAGGAGUUGGUGGCGGCAGGGGCUGAUGUCAAUCUACAGGAUAGUGAAGGGUAUCCACCACUGAUGUCUGCAUGUAAGGGAGGACAUGGGAGUGUAGUGAAGGUUCUGGUGAAGGCGGGGGCCGAUGUCAAUCUACAGGAUAGACGAAGGAUUAAUAAACCACUGCUAGGUGCAUGUAAGAGAGGACAUGUGUGUAUAGUGAAAGAGCUUAUGAAGGCGGGGGUCAAUGUCAAUCUACGGGAUGAUCACUGGAUUACACUACUGCUAGCUGCAUGUAAGAGAGGACAUGUGAAUGUAGUGAAGGAGCUGGUGACGGCGGGUGCUGAUGUCAAUCUACAGGUUGGAGAGAGAUAUACACCACUGAUAGCUGUUUGUUAUAAAGGACAUGUGAGAUUAGUGGAGGAGCUGGUGAAGUCGAGGGCUGAUGUCAAUCUACAGGAUAAGAAAGGGAAUACACCACUGAUAGCUGCAUGUAAGGGAGGACAUGUGAGUGUAGUGGAGAGACUGAUGAAGGCGGGAGCUGAUGUCAAUAAACAAGAUAAUAUGGGGUAUACACCACUGAUAGCUGCAUGUGAGGGAGGACAUGCGAGUGUAGUGGAGGAGCUGGUAAAGGCGGGGGCUGAUGUCAAUCUACAGGGUAGACUGAGGAAUACACCACUGAUAGCUGCAUGUUAUAGAGGACAUGUGAGUGUAAUAGAGAAGCUGGUGAAGGCGGGGGCUGAUUUCAAUCUACAGGAUAAUAUGAGGAAUACACCACUGAUAGCUGCAUGUAAGGGAGGACAUGUGAGUGUAGUUGAGGGACUGGUAAAGGCGGGGGCUGAUGUCAAUCUACAGGAUGAUGACGGGAAUACACCACUGCUAGCUGCAUGUAAGGGAGGACAUGUGAGUAUAGUGGAGGAGCUGGUGAAGGCGGGGGUUGAUGUCAAUCUACAAGAUAGUAUGAGGAAUACACCACUGCUAGCUGCAUGUAAGGGAGGACAUGUGAGUAUAGUGGAGGGAGUGGUGAAGGCCGGGGCUGAUGUAAAUCUACAGGAUGAUGAAGGGAAUACACCACUGCUAGCUGCAGGUAAGGGAGGACAUGUGAGCAUAGUGGAGGGACUGGUGAAUGCUGGGACUGAUGUCAAUCUACAGGAUGAUGACGGGAAUACACCACUGCUAGCUGCAUGUAAGGGAGGACAUGUAAGUGUAGUGAAGGAGCUGGUGAAGGCGGGGGCUGAUGUCAAUCUACAGGGUGAUUACACGAAUACACCACUGAUAGGUGCAGUAAGAAAGUGUCAUUUAUCAACAGUGAAAUGUCUAGUGGAACAUGGAGCUGGCUUGGUUAUUCAGGAUGUUGAUAUCAAUGUGUCAGCAGUAUAUAAAGCAUUAAUACUGAACAAAUCAGAUAUAGUGAAAUAUAUCAUACAGGAACAAAAUAGAAUCAUUCCUGGUAAAUUUAAUGGAAAUGUACACCUACUUAACUGUCUGGUAGAUAUCAGACAUGCUGGAGUUAAAACAGACAGUAGGGAUGAAGUGGUGGUGACAGACAGAUCAGUGUGGUCUAUGGAUAGAGGGGGAGAUUUGUGUAAAACAAUCAGUAAAGGAGACUGUGAUGUACUGAGACGUCUGUUGUGUGUGGGUCUGGAUGUCGAUCAGUCGAUACAGUUUUAUGGUAAGUACAAUAAGUCUGAUGUGAUACCUCUGUUGUAUACACUUAUUGAUGAGCGGUAUGGUGUUAGCUAUAGAGCGGGGAAGGCGAGGAUCCUGCUGCAGGCGGGGGCGGACGUCAAUGUCAGGGUAAGGUAUAAAAAGUAUGGUUCUGUGUUAGACAGGGAGGGUGUGUCUGUUCUAGAGAGAACGAGACGACUGCUGUGUAAGCACAGUGAUAGCAAAUAUUGGAUUCUCAGAGACAGAGUGUCGUGGAAAAUUGACAGAAUGACAGAGUACGGGAGAGUGAUGUGUGAGAUAAAGAAACAUGUCAGAAGACACUCUGUAUAGUCCCUGAUAGAAUUGUAGAUUGAUGUUGUUUCUUUUAUAAAAUUACCGAGUAUAAAAUCCAAUAGGUUACUAGCAUAUUUGUACAUUAUACUAUUUAAUGACAGGCCCGCACAUCUCCAUUGUUUAACAUUCAAAAUUCGUAGAAUGCAGUUAUUUACUGUGAAGUCAUUGUAUACAUAAUUGAUUACAAUUAGGUGUACUUCUGUAUAUUGCUUUUAAAAUGUCUCUGUAUAUGUACCAUACAUUCUUAUUAUUAUCUAGUACUUCUGGUACAAUAUAUUGGACGAUUAAACUAAACAAUUAAAAACUUUACACCUG
Messenger RNA from Ostrea edulis (European flat oyster), 7904 nucleotides. RefSeq lists its product as uncharacterized. Gene Ontology annotation, cellular component: cytoplasm; nucleus. The transcript is spliced from 10 exons. The record is from RefSeq and is a predicted model, not a curated record. NCBI's taxonomy places the organism in Eukaryota, Metazoa, Mollusca, Bivalvia, Ostreida, Ostreidae. The coding region runs from base 606 to 7586 and encodes 2326 amino acids. Gene Ontology annotation, molecular function: protein binding.